Molecule: messenger RNA, 558 nt
Organism: Rotaria sp. Silwood1
Lineage: Eukaryota; Metazoa; Rotifera; Eurotatoria; Philodinida; Philodinidae
Source: the annotation of a GenBank genome assembly
AUGAAGAUUCAAACAAUGAUCAUAGUUAUUUUUUUUAUUACAAUUUUAUGUAUAGAAUUGGGUCAAGGUCUUAGAUGUUAUCAACAUGGAUAUUGUUUAAAUCAAUGUCCAACAUUAUCAUCAAGUAUAGUUCAAUGUAAAUCAAAUUUUAAUAAAUGUUGGAAAUUGACUUCACUAGCCGGUACAAUACGUGGCUGUGGUGAUGAUCGUUGUAAUGUACAAAUAAAUUUAGACAGUUUUAAUACUGCUAAUGUAUGUUGUUCAAAUGAUCUUUCUCUUCAAUGUUAUUCACAUGAUAUUUGUUCUAGCAAUUGUCCACAAUUGUCUAAUACAAUAAAAAAAUGUACUGGUGAUGAAAAUAAAUGUUAUAAAGCAGCAUUUCCAGGUGGUGUUAGUCGUGGUUGUGCUAAAGAACGAUGUAAUGUUCAAGUCAAUGCUAAUUCAAUAAUGGCUAAUGUAUGCUGUGAAAAUGAUUUAUGUAAUUCAGCAAUAAUACCAAAAAUGACACUCGGUGGAUUUCUUAUGAUUAUUGGCACCUUAUUUUUGAUUCAUAUAUAA